CACAAUGGCAUGCUUCUCGUUGUUCAUUUCGCUGAUGCAAAGGCAUUCAAUAUAUGGAUUUUCUCUCUUCGAGUUGCUCUCCUGUGUCGGUGUAUCAUGAGAUACACGCGAUCUAUAUUCGAGAUGCCGGUGGCCAAUCGCUGAAGGUCCUUCGAGGAAGACAGGAGCCAGUUGAGAGAGUAUUGGCCUUUAUCUUCCGCAAUCAUCCAUGGUCGUCCAGCAGCGUCAGCCUCGCGACGAAGAGGCCCAAGCUAGACCCUUGCUCGCGCGACUUCUCCAGUGAUGAUCAGUGGGUCAAGGAUUGCAUUGCGCAAUCAUGCAACACAAACGGCGAGGCAUUGACUGCAGUUUCAGGAUUUACUUUAAGGCUGCAAGAGGUCCCUCGAUUCUCAGAUGGAAUUAUUUUCGGUCUUCUCAGUGUGUUCCCACAAGAGUCAGGCAUCAGUCCGCGAUUUCGGCAGUGGUUCACCUCUUUGGUCGUCAACGGAGCAAGGAUCCCAAUUCACGAUUUACGGUUUCAAGAAAAUAUUGACACAAAUGCAAGAUAUCUCAGUUCAAUUAUCUGUGGAAUUUUCGAUCAAAGCCUCAGAAACAUUUCUCGCGACGACCAAUGGGAAUGUGGAGGACGUGCGUUGUUCGAGGAUCUAGCCUAUCGAUUUAUUUCCCGAGGAGCAACAGUCGAAUUUUGCUUGCCAGCCUUUCCCUGCAAAUCUUCAAAUACUGACAAGGUUACCGGAUAUCUACCUGACAAGGGAGAGGAGAUUGCUCUCAAAAACUUAAUCUCGUUCCUCCGCAGCGUUCGGAAAAUAUAUGAGCCGGGCGCGAAACUUUGGGUCAUCAGUGACGGGCAUGUGUUCAGCGAUUGCAUCGGCGUGGAUGAUAUUAUCGUAGACAAGUACAACGAAGUUCUAAAGUCCCUUUGCGCAAAUAUUCUCGAAAAUGAAGACGCACUCUUCAAAGAUUGCAUACAAUUCUGUUCACUAAAGGAGUUGCUGUUCCGAGACGAACUUCGUGAUAGUCAAUUUGACCGAAGUGUUCUUUCAGAUAUUACUGUGUCUCAUUUCCUGGGGACAACAUUAUCCCCCGACUCAGAAUUAUGUCGAAAAAUUCUACUCGCAGGAUGCCAGGUCGACAGCAACGAGUUGCGUGCGGCGAUUGAAGAUCAGGAUCCAGCGAGACUAGCACUCUAUCGAGGUUUUUCCAAAUUUAUGCUGGAAGAUUUGUCUCUGCAUUCCGCAAGCGAGACACUGAGCAAAAGUCAAAGGAAGAAAAUGAGCUCCAAAAUUGCUUUUGAGAUGAUCAAGCGCAACCAUGCAUAUUCAAAUCUUGUCGAGCUCUUGUUCCCCCAACACAUUCGACUAUCGAUACACGCACAUGACAACCGCGGACCCAAAUUCGGAAUUCGACUGCUAGGAAAGAAUGCCGCCAAACUGGAAAGAUUUGACGGGAAAUUUCUCUCGUCAACCAGCGACGAUCUACUCCACAUACCUACACCAUGGCAUAACUGCGUGUUUCAGAUUGAAGGCGGAUCAACAUAUUAUAUUGCAAAGUCGCGAGUCAUACGAGAGAUUAUGAGGACCGGGCAAUACAAAGGCGUCUGGACCGAGAGUCAGAAUGGACAAGGGUAUUUUUACCUUGCACCUUGCGAGCAUUUGUAAGCGGGUCUACGAAACAAAAUGCAAUAUUUUUGGAUACUUUAUGCAAUAAAGGCA
Xylona heveae TC161 is the source of this 1712-nucleotide messenger RNA. RefSeq lists its product as hypothetical. The transcript is spliced from 4 exons. NCBI's taxonomy places the organism in Eukaryota, Fungi, Ascomycota, Xylonomycetes, Xylonales, Xylonaceae. Bases 54 to 1658 code for a protein of 534 amino acids. The record is from RefSeq and is a predicted model, not a curated record.